Messenger RNA from Clonostachys rhizophaga, 3177 nucleotides. The record is from the annotation of a GenBank genome assembly. Lineage: Eukaryota; Fungi; Ascomycota; Sordariomycetes; Hypocreales; Bionectriaceae.
AUGGCUCGAUAUGGUGGCAUGCCGCCGCCAAACAACAACGGCUAUGGGGGCCUCUCAAUCCCAGGCCAGGAAUAUGACGGCGAUUACUCGCAAGGCUACGGGGGCCAGAGACCUAUGGUGCCUGCUCAGUCCCCCCUAAGAUCCCCGCCCGCUUCGAACACUAUACACAACGUACCCUCGAGAUCCCGCAUGCGAUCCGAAACAAAUGCCGAGCGCCAAAUUGCCCAAGUCCUAGAGCAUAUCCACACGGAAUGGCCGUCGAUGUAUGAGGGCGAUGUUGCUCCCGUGCAGCUUGCCCUACAGCUUCUCGAUACCAGCUCUGUUGGGAAGGCCCACGAGUAUGACAAGUUCCGGCAGACGCACAGCUAUCUUCAAGACUCAUUGAAGGGGAUCGUACACGAGCAUCACCAGGGCUUUAACAGCUCCAUCGGCACAUUCCACAAAAUUCAAACCAGCAUACAAGUUUCACAGAAGCGUGUUCGAGCGCUCAAAGAGUCUCUGGUCACCUCGAAAGUCACACUCUCUACCACCGACCCCGAGUUAUUGAAACUAUCCAAGACAUCCCAAACCUAUGACGAGUUAAUCCAGACUUUGAACGAGCUGGAUGAGUUGCGCUCCGUCCCCGAUCAACUGGAAGCACGGAUCUCAGAGAAGCGAUUCCUCACAGCCGUCGAGGUGCUGCAUAAUGCAUUGAGGAAACUCAGGAAGCCCGAGCUGGAUGGUAUAGGCGCUUUAAGCGACCUGAGAAACUACCUAUCCAACCAAGAAACCUCCUUGAUGGAUACGCUUGUUGAGGAACUGCAUGAACAUCUCUACCUAAAGUCCCCAUACUGCCAGGACCGCUGGCAAAACCUGGCCAAAACCCACCAAGAUGGCUAUUCAGAUGGCACGACUAUUGUACCCUUCCACGUGGCCCUUGAUAGCCUCGAGAUCGACAAAUCUGCUACCGAGGACCCAAUGAAGAACCCCGAGGCAGACACUUUCUACUACGUGACUUUGAUUGUUGAAGCAUUGAACAAGCUCGGCAGGCUGCAGAACGCUGUUGAGACCUUGAAACACAGGAUGCCAGUCGAGCUGUUUGGUAUUGUAAGCGAGACUAUUAAUGAAGUUGACCAGCGCCACCCAAGCUCCUUACGUGGAAGUUCUUCCAAGCAGGACGGUCUCCAUGUUUACGGGGCUCGCGAGACCAGACUGCGGGCGGAUGUGAUAUACGAUCUACUGUGGACAUUGUACGGGAAAUUCGAAGCCAUUUCUGAGGGUCAGCGUGUGUUUCAUGAAUCGAUCAAGGCACUUAUACGCCGCGAGGGCGCUGGAAACAACAGUGUCCUUUUGGGCAGUUUCAAGGAACUGUGGAAUCUCUACCAAAAUGAGAUCCGGUCACUUCUCCACAAUUAUGUCACGACUGAUGCUGAUGUAUAUCAAUUUGAUUCUCCCAGUCAUGGAGCUUCUAAUACUGGCCGGAAAGAUGGCUCACGAGAGAAUCUCUUCAAGUUCUCUGAAGUUGACCCCAAGUCGGAUGGCAUGACGGUAGAGUAUGAGGCACUUGAGAGUAUUAUCCAAGCUACCGUACCGGGUCUUACCAGUGGCACGCGAAAGAACCAAGAUGCGAACAAGAAAAGCCGCCAGUUGCUGGAUGAAGGCACCAACCCUCGAAGGGGAACCGGGUAUGGCAACAAUUCUCAACAGCAACCUGGAUCAUACAGGUCAUUGGUUGAGCCAAGUGUUUUCAACAUGAGCCUUCUACUCCCCCCGACACUUGUCUUCCUUCAGAGGCUGAAGGGUGUUGUGCCACCUGGUUCAGACCUUGCCACCAGUACACUCACCACCUUCCUGGACAACUUCUUGGUCAAUGUGUUCCAACCACAACUGGACGAGACACUUGGGAAACUUAGCGAUACAGUGUUUGGUGAAUUGGACUCUUUCUCGCAAGAUCCUGCUUGGAGUCAAGUUGCGAGACGCCCUGUUUUCAAAGGCACCACCGCCUUUUUUGAAGUCGUGACAGCCUUCUGCCGGAUGCUUGGCACCAUCCCUCCUGACCAGGCACUGAGUUCUCUGAUCGUAACCCAGAUGAUGCGAUAUUAUGACCGUUGCUUCAGCUGGUUCAAGUCAUUGGUAACCCAGACACAAGACGAGGCCUCUGACGACGCGAAGCUCCGAGCGUCUGCCCGUCUGGCUAUCGACCCGGGAGACAUUCGUGAGACAAUGCAGCAGAUUUGGGAGGCAGAGGAGGACGACAAAGAUCUUGCCCAGAAGGAAAUUUCUCUCUUAAUUGAGCAGACCAACAAGACCCGACUGCUUAUGAGCGAUAUCAUCCAGGAUCAUGAUACACUUUCAGCCCUGUGUCUGUUGUACACGAGUAUGAAAUGGCUUGCUGGAAAGAUCUCCGGGCUGAGGCACAUCACAACCCACGAGACCGACUCAUCCCGGCAGAAUAUCUCUCGACAGUCAGGCCGACGGUGGACGUUGAUGAAUGACCCCAACAGAGCAACGUCCUCCCAGGGACCUGUACAGCUGCCAUUGACCCAAGACACAGCCCAAGCAUUCGACAGCAUUGUUUCUUCAUUCGAAGAGCUUGCUGGCACGGCCCUAUUGACUCUCCAUAUGGAAGUUCGCUGCAGAAUCGUGCACUCCUUACGAAUUGCCAUGUCACCCGAUGUUGCACCAUAUCUACUGGACCAAGACGUGACUGCGCCGGACCCCCAAAUCCUGAGCCUCAACUCAGAAUUGGUCGUCUUCGACGAGAUUAUCGAGAGGUAUCUCCGGGACAGCGAAAUCAAGUUCAUCAGGACCGGCCUCGGCCUGCUCAUCAACUCUUACCUCGUCGGAAAUGCCAAGAUGGUGUCACCGAUGAAUGCAAAGGGAUCCGCGCGCAUGCAGCUCAACAUCCUCGUUCUACAACAGAACUUGAAGAACAUCGAGGACGCGGUAGACCUGGCCAGAUCCUCCAACUAUUACACACUCUUCGACAGAGGCGCGGACGAGGUUGCGGAGAGAGCCAAGGAAGCCAAAUCCGCCGGCAUCCGGGCAGAUCCCUACAGUGCAAGCAUCUUCUCAUUCGAAGAGCUUCGUGCGCUGAUCGAACUCUGCUUUAGUGAGCAACUAGCGCACCCGGAGCGAGGCAUGGCGUCAAUGGCAAAGAGGAAGCUGGAUGAGAAGCUCCAGGAGCUGAAUGGCUAA